Phalaenopsis equestris is the source of this 1087-nucleotide messenger RNA. Its product is annotated as annexin D1-like. Lineage: Eukaryota; Viridiplantae; Streptophyta; Magnoliopsida; Asparagales; Orchidaceae. The transcript has 5 exons. Gene Ontology annotation, cellular component: cytoplasm. Gene Ontology annotation, molecular function: calcium ion binding; calcium-dependent phospholipid binding. The record is from RefSeq and is a predicted model, not a curated record. The coding region runs from base 96 to 1046 and encodes 316 amino acids.
CACUUUCCUUUAAAAUCAGUUCCCCUUUCUCUCUGCAUUCAGCUCAGCCCUCCAUCCUUCAAUUGCAUUUCUCUUUCUCUGCUCCAUUCGCCCAGAUGUCAACUCUUUCAGUCCCCGAAUGCGUCCCCCCAGCGUCUGAGGAUGCCGAGCAACUCCGCAAAGCCUUUGAAGGAUGGGGUACAAACGAGGGGCUGAUCAUUUCCAUCCUCGCUCAUCGCUCCGCUGACCAGCGCCGCCAGAUUCGGCAGGCGUAUUCCAACGCCUUCGGAGAGGAUAUCUUGAAAGCCCUAGGCAAAGAGCUAACGAACGAUUUCGAGGAAGUAGUGCGUCUGUGGGUUCUUGAUCCAGUAGAAAGGGACGCCGUGCUAGCCUUUGAGUCGGUUAAAAGGUGGAGGCCUGGAGAUCGUGCCCUGAUUGAGAUCGCCUGUGCGCGGAGCUCCGAGGAGAUACUUGAAGUGAGGAGGGCGUAUCAUGCUCUUUAUAAGAGAUCGAUUGAGGAGGAUGUCGCUGCAAAUGCGAAGGGAGAUUUCAGGAAGCUCUUAUUGCCGCUUUUGACUGCUUACCGUUACGGGGGUCCCGAAGUGAACCUUUCAUUGGCAAAAUCAGAGGCGAAGCAGCUGCAUGAUAAGAUUGGAGGUAAAGCUUAUGCAGAUGAGGAGGUAAUCAGGGUUCUUACUACCAGGAGCAAAGCACAACUCGAAGCAACUUUCAAUGCUUACUACAAUGAGUUUGGCCAUUCUAUUAACAAGGACUUGAAAUCAGAUCCAAAGGAUGAACUCCUCUCUGCGUUAAGGGCUAUUACAAAAUGCAUUACUUGCCAAGAGAAAUAUUUCGAGAAAACAAUUAGGCUAGCUAUCAAUAAGAUGGGAACAGAAGAGGGAGCAGUUACACGUGUCAUCGCCACACGUGUUGAGGUUGACAUGAAAUCAAUCAAGGAGCUAUAUUUCAAGAAGAAUGGUGUGCCUCUUGUUCAUGCCAUAAAAAAGGAUACCAUUGGAGACUAUGAAGACUUCCUUGUAGCCAUUAUUGGUGAGGAGAGUGCUUAAGCUUCCUUCCUUGAGCAUAUAUAGUUGAUAGCUUUCACCAC